Engraulis encrasicolus (European anchovy) is the source of this 2006-nucleotide messenger RNA. RefSeq names its product kelch-like family member 14 (gene klhl14). Gene Ontology annotation, cellular component: cytoplasm; neuron projection; neuronal cell body. The transcript is spliced from 8 exons. Gene Ontology annotation, molecular function: protein binding. Lineage: Eukaryota; Metazoa; Chordata; Actinopteri; Clupeiformes; Engraulidae. Bases 19 to 1836 code for a protein of 605 amino acids. The record is from RefSeq and is a predicted model, not a curated record.
GUAAGCAGUCCGGAAGUCAUGUCCAGAUCGGGUGAUAGAACAUCCACCUUUGACCCAACUCACAGUGACACCCUGCUGCACGGGCUCAAUCUCCUAUGGAGAAAACAGCUUUUCUGUGAUGUGACACUCACAGCCCAGGGACAGCAGUUCCACUGCCACAAAGCAGUGCUGGCGUCCUGUUCACAGUAUUUCAGGUCUCUGUUCUCCUCUCAUAUGAUCAACAACAAUGAGGGUCUUUCCAACAAUGAUCAAGGCAGCAGUGGAACACCCUCCUCUUCCCCUGACGACAAGCCAUUGCCGAGCACCCGACCCAUCAACAACCUGGUGCUACAGGGAUGCUCCUCCAUUGGACUACGGCUAGUGCUGGAGUACCUUUACACUGCCAAUGUCACUCUUUCCUUGGAUACCGUGGAAGAGGUACUCUCUGUCAGCAAGAUCCUCAACAUCCCACAGAUCACCAAGCUCAGUGUGCAGUUCCUCAAUGACCAGAUCUCGGUCCAGAACUAUAAGCAGAUCUGCAAGAUUGCAGCUCUGCACGGGCUGGACGAGACCAAGAAGCUUGCCAACAAGUACCUGGUGGAGGACGUGCUCCUGCUGAACUUUGAGGAGAUGUGUGCCAUGCUGGACGCCCUGCCUCCGCCCGUGGAGUCAGAGCUGGCUCUCUUCCAGAUGUCUGUGUUGUGGCUGGAGCACGACCGGGAGACCCGCAUGCACUAUGCCCCGGACCUCAUGAAGAGGCUGCGCUUUGCCCUCAUCCCUGCCCCGGAGCUGGUGGAGAGGGUGCAGUCGGUGGACUUCAUGAGAACUGACCCUGUGUGUCAGAAGUUGCUGCUGGAUGCCAUGAACUACCACUUGAUGCCCUUUCGGCAGCACUGCAGGCAGACGGUGGCAAGCAGAAUCCGUUCAAACAAGAGGAUGCUUCUGCUCGUGGGCGGGCUUCCACCAGGGCCUGACCGGCUGCCCAGCAACCUGGUCCAGUACUACGACGACGAGAAGAAAACUUGGAAGAUCCUCACAAUCAUGCCUUACAACAGUGCCCAUCACUGUGUGGUGGAGGUGGAGAACUUCCUGCUCUUACUCGGAGGAGAGGACCAGUGGAACCCCAAUGGUAAACACAGCACCAAUUUUGUUAGCAGAUAUGACCCAAGAUUUAACAGUUGGAUUCAACUCCCUCCCAUGCAAGAGAGAAGAGCAAGCUUUUUCGCCUGUUGUAUGGACAAACACCUGUAUGUGAUUGGUGGGAGAAAUGAAGCUGGAUACCUGUCGAGUGUGGAAUCUUACAACCUGGAGACCAACGAGUGGAACUACUUGUCAUCCCUCCCCCAGCCUCUGGCCGCUCAUGCAGGGGCUGUCCACAAUGGGAAGAUCUACAUUUCAGGUGGGGUGCACAAUGGAGAGUAUGUGUCUUGGCUGUACUGCUACGAUCCUAUCAUGGAUGUCUGGGCCAGGAAACAGGAUAUGAACACAAAGAGAGCAAUUCAUGUCUUGGCUGGAAUGAACGACCGUCUCUAUGCUAUUGGAGGAAAUCACUUGAAAGGGUUUUCCCACCUGGACGUGAUGCUGGUGGAGUGCUACGAUCCCAAAGCGGAUCAGUGGAACAUACUGCAGACCCCGAUCCUGGAGGGCCGCAGUGGGCCCGGCUGUGCUGUUCUUGAUGACAGCAUCUUCCUCGUAGGGGGCUACAGUUGGAGCAUGGGGGCAUACAAGUCGUCAACCAUCUGCUACAGCCCAGAGAAGGGCACAUGGACUGAGCUGGAGGGCGAGGUGGCUGAGCCUCUGGCAGGCCCCGCCUGCUCCACCGUCAUCCUACCAGCAUGCCUGCCCUUCAACAAGUAGCCGCCUCCGCCUCCGCCUCCGCCUCGCCCGGAGGGAAGUACACAUGAGGAGUGCAUCUUAAUAUGUGACCUUGCCUCCUCCACUUGCCUCCUCCACUUGCUUCUCGUCAUGAUGACAUCACUGACAACAGCAUUAUAUUUCAAUAUCUUGCAAAAGCUCAAUUGUUAAGU